This is a messenger RNA of Liolophura sinensis, 2968 nucleotides long. RefSeq names its product F-box only protein 9-like. Gene Ontology annotation, biological process: SCF-dependent proteasomal ubiquitin-dependent protein catabolic process. Bases 105 to 1400 code for a protein of 431 amino acids. The transcript has 14 exons. Gene Ontology annotation, molecular function: protein binding. Gene Ontology annotation, cellular component: SCF ubiquitin ligase complex; cytoplasm. The record is from RefSeq and is a predicted model, not a curated record. NCBI's taxonomy places the organism in Eukaryota, Metazoa, Mollusca, Polyplacophora, Chitonida, Chitonidae.
AGAUGGCAGCCGUACGCAAAGCAAGAUUGUUUUCAACCACUGUUAUCGUAUUUUCCUUCCGUGAGCUAUUUAUUUGAGCCUUUUCAGCUCCCCAGCUGGAAAAAAUGGCAUCAGAAAAUGGAUUACCAGCAGAGAUUGACGAUCUCUCACUGGCUGAUCCCCCGAGCCUGGACAAUCAGUUGAGCCAGUUUCGAAUGGCAUGGCAGCGCGAGAUCAUCGAGCGUCAGCCGUCAUCCAGUGAGUCCAGUGCCCGGAACAGCCCCAUCGAUGGUGGCAUCACUGAGCACAAUGUGAAGGAGCUUCAACUGGCAAAGCUCAGCAAAGAGGACAAGGCCAAGUUGCUGUUUGUGGAGGGAAUUAAAGCUGAAGAGAAUGGAAAUGUCUUAGAAGCUGUGGAUUUGUACAGAAGAGCUAUACAGCUGGUUCCUGAGGUGGAAUCAAUGAUUGACUACAGGCCAGUCCCAUCUGCUAGAGAGAGGAAAGAGAGUGAAAACUCUGUGGAAGGCUGUGUGAUCGAAGAAGAUGAGGAAGAACUGGAUUUGGUGGCUAAGUUCAUGAAGCUACAGGUGGAGUCCAAGACUAUCUGUCAGCCUGAUUGGGAACAGAGGUCUGUCCACAUAUCUGUCCUACCUGUGGAAGUUCUGGUCUACAUCUUCAAAUGGGUCAUCACUAAUGACCUUGACAUGAUAGCCCUGGAGAAUGUUGCAAUGGUGUGUCGAGGCUUUUACCUGUGUGCCCGUGAUGAUGAGAUCUGGAGACGUGCCUGUCUCAAGAUAUGGGGAGUCAACACUGGAAAGAGCAAAAAAUAUGGGGGCUGGAGAAACAUGUAUAUUGAAAGACCUCAUCUCAGAUACAAUGGCUGUUACAUCAGUAAGGCAUCGUACGUGCGUCCAGGAGAGAGGAAUGUGGACAACCUUUACCGGGCAUGGCACACGGUGGAGUACUACAGAUAUUUGAGGUUCUUCCCUGAAGGUACGAUCCUGAUGAUAACAAGCCCUGAAGAUCCUGUAAAAAUCUUACACAAACUGAAACACAGAGGAGGCAAACCGCAGGGCUUGUUACGGGGAGUGUACAGGAUGACGGAUAAUAAGGUAACGGCAGUGCUGAAGAGAGUGAAGACGGAGUACCUGACAUCUGGCUAUGCUCGUUACAAGCGGCGACUUCUCAAUGUUAACCAGAACGAACCAGAGAGGACCUUCCACCUCGAGCUGGAGGUUUGUAACGCUGGGAGAAGGAAGUAUGCUCAGAUGGUAUGGACCCAUUACUCUGUACAUCAGCUGAGGAGGUUAACUGGUGAGGAGUCUGUGGCGGAGUUUGAUCUCAACAACAAGACAUAUCCACCAUUGUACUUCUCUCGGGUCAAAAGCUACACCGCCUCCGCAGAUCGCCCCCUACAGUGAUUGAGAGCCUCGAGGAGAGAUUUGGAGAUGGUCCCUUAAGUGGGUCUAUAAAGAUGGAAUUUUUGGUCAGAAACCCUGCACAAAUGGUUAUUUUUAGUUGACCCCUCCUAUGGUUGUGUAUACUUAAAUUUUUAGAGGAUUUCAAGAAUUUGUUGACUCGUAUGGGUGUCUUUUAUUGAGUUAUCAUGUACAGAACCAGACACAACCAGAGCUUGUUUUCACAUGGUUUUUUGAAAAUAAAUGACAAACGUUGAUAAAAAUUGUUUUCAAUAAUGGUAGCUAAUUACUGAGUUAUUCAUGUACAUGCCUAUUUAGAGGUUUUGCAAAGAUUUAUCAGCAUUUUGGAAAAGAUUUUCAGUGAAAGAUUGUAAGCCUGUAAACCCUAGCAACCUGUAAUUGCAACCAUCACAGGUCAUAAUGAUAAAAAAUUUUUAGUUUUGAUAAUUUUAAUAAAAGUUAAUAUCCCAAAGCCCUUAGGUUAAUAUGGCUGCCGGCCUAGUGGUUCAUAUUCUAUAUAUGGCCAAAGAACCUCUUACCAAUGUGAUCCCGGUGAGUUCAAGCCCAGCUCGUUCUGGCUUUCUCUCUGAUAACACAAGGAAAGGUCUGCCAGCAACCUGUGGAUGUUUGUGGUUUUCCUCAGACUCAGUCUGGUUUCUUCCCACCAUAAUGCUGGCCGCUGUCGUAUAAGUGAAAUAUUCUUGAGAACAGCAGAAAACAGUUAUCACUUAUAUAAAUCAAUUUUGACAGUUUCACAGUAACUUGAAGAUUUUCAAGACUUUGUAGAUUUACUGUUGCUGUCCUUGUUCUUUUGUACUCAUCUUUCACAACGCCGCCCCCCCCCCUACAAUAUCAGACUGAUAAAGAAACAAAGUGAAAACUGUUUAGACUGUGAAAAUCAUGUGUGCAUUUGAUUGGUGUUUUUGCUGGAGUCAUUGGCAGUUUGCUGAUAUAAUAACAAUAAUAAUGCUUUAUUUUCUGAGGGAGAUCAAUAAGGUAAAAAACCAAUAUGAUAGUGUUUUAGCUAGUUUUUAGAGGAAACUUGAGGAAACCACUGUCUCAUCUCUAGAUACUUUCAUGCUGUUACUAUCUUAAAACUUCGAAGAAGUUGAAUUUGAAUGAAAACAGUCACAGUAUUGAAUUUUAGUCGACAGCUUUAUGUCAGGACGUUUGUCAGGAACCUGACGAAGCGCAAUGGUUUCCUCCGGGCACUCGGGUUUCCUCCGGGCACUCGGGUUUCCACCGGACACUCAGGUUUCCUCCGGGCACUCAAGUCUCUUCCGGACACUCAAGUCUCCUCUUGGCAUUCAAGUUUCCUCCGGACACUCACGUUUCCUCUGGGCACUCAGGUUUCCUCCAGACACUCAGGUUUCCUCCGGGCACUCGGGUUUCUUCAGCUUAUAAACCUGACUACCAUCUUAUAAAUGAAGAAUUCUUCAGCAUAAUUCACUUUAAACAACAAUCAAAUGUAUAAAUAAAUUUUUGUUUUUGUUUGCAAGAUUUUUUGUUUGAAUUUAAAAGCAUUGCGGGGCCUCCAUGGCUCAGUUGGUUAGCGCGCUAGCGCAACGUAA